ACUUUACAUCUUGACUUGUCUAUGCUACGCACUCUGCGUCUUGUCUCGUUUAUUGUUAAUUUGAUGUUAAACUAUAAAAAGUCCACGAAUUCUCUUUUAGUCUGUGUCCGGUUUCCCUUUUCUCUUUUUUUCAGAAAAAACUAUGCAGGUUUCCAGAUUUCUAACAAGUUUCCACAGAUUGAGUACGGCAUUACCAGCCUCUACAGAGAAAUAUUACUUUGAAACUGUGAAGCAUGACAAUCGAAAUGAAGUGGUUGAUUUUUUGAAUAACAAUUUCCGAGUGGAAGAACCAUUGAGCAAGGCCGCUGGAAUGACUGAAUCUGACAUACAAUCAUGUUUUGAUGGAGUAUUUGAAAGAGUAUUGAAGAAUGAAGUUUCCAUUCUUGCAAGAUCAAAACAGUCCGAUGAAAUUGUUGGAUGUAUGCUGAAUUCUGUUUGGAAGAGAAAUGAUCCAAAAAAGAAUGAAGAUGAGGCAGAGGAUUUUGAGUUCGGAGGGGAUCGAAAAGGCGUAAUGACAAUUGGAGAAAUAUUAAAUGAACUUCAUGAAUCCUUCUGGAAACUACGUCCAGAUCAGCAUACAGUCUUGCAUUUUGAAAUUUCGUCUGUUAAUAAGAAUCAUCAGAGACAAGGAUUGGCAUCAAAAUUCAUGAAUUGGACGGAGAAAAAGGAACUUUUGAAGUCUGUAGAAGCAAGCAGCAUUGUCGCUGAGGCUUCAUCAUUGGCUAAUCAAAUUCUGUUAAGCAAAAGAGGAUAUGAGACUGUUGCUUCAACUCUCUUGAGUUCUCGUAUUGAUGUGAAUGGAAAACAAAUUCUUGUGUGUGAUGAUGGAACAGAUCGAGUUGAUUUAGUUUUUAAAGAGUUGAAUUAAUUUUCAUUAGUUAUCAUUGAAGCUUGUGUAAAUAUUAAUAAAGAUAUCAAUAGUUCAACUU
This is a messenger RNA of Caenorhabditis elegans, 929 nucleotides long. It is a transcript of the gene M7.12, whose product is annotated as aralkylamine N-acetyltransferase. Gene Ontology annotation, molecular function: aralkylamine N-acetyltransferase activity. The record is from RefSeq and is marked reviewed. Bases 143 to 868 code for a protein of 241 amino acids. The transcript is spliced from 5 exons. Lineage: Eukaryota; Metazoa; Nematoda; Chromadorea; Rhabditida; Rhabditidae.